UGCGGCCCUGACGCAGAGGCUUCCCGUUGCCAGGCAGCGGCUGUCGUGACGUCUUCUUCUGUCCAGAAAUGUCUUCUUUUGUCGUCUGAACAAGUUCUACAGAUCCACGGAGAAGUUUUCUGUCUAAAUCACAGUUUGAGUGUACGGCUGAUCGCUGCAUAAUCAGUGUGAAUCUGUCAGAGCCAGCAGGCACCAUGGGAACCCUUGCGGAGCGUAAGGCGGUUAUCCAGCAGGUGUUCCGCACCAGGCGCCCGACAGCUGGGUACCUGAAUGCUCACCAGCUACAGGUGCUGCACGCUGAGAUCAGGCAGGGGGGCAUCAAUCUGCAACAGGUGGAGGCAUCUAUCCAGUAUGUGUGUGCAGGUGACGGUUGUGAGGAGGAUGAGCUGUAUGAUGUCCUACAGGAGAUGGACAGGAGAUACUAUCUCCUACAGGACCUGAAGUGGGAGUUUAGCCUGCUGGACCACGGGCACUCUGACUCUGUCACUCCGGAUCAAGCCAGAUUCAUGUUCGAGGCAGCACACGGGCAGCUCUUCUCCAAGAGGAAGUGGCAGAAGUUCCUGCAGUCCCGUCACCUUCCCGAGAGCGGUGUGAGUUUCUCAGAGAUCGAGGUGGAUCUCUGUAACAUCCCCAACAGAGAGGAGGUACUCAGGGAGAAGCUGGAGGAGGAACAACACUCACAGGAGAAGUUCAGAAGACGAGAAGAACAAAGAUCAGCACAGAAGAGGAGAGAUGAGGAAGAGAGGAAGAAGAGAGAAGCAGAAGAACUGAGAAAACGAACAGAAGAAGAGAACAGGAAAAAGGAGGAGGAAAGAAACUUGAAGCAAAAGGAAGAAGAAAAGAUCAAAGAGAAGAAAAGGCUGGAAGAGGAGAAAGAAAGAGAAGAGAAAGAGAGAAAACGUCUGGAAGCUGAGAAGGAGAAACAGAGACUGGAAGAACAGAGACGCCUGGAGGAGGAGGAGGGAAGACGUCAGGCUGAGCUGAUCGAGGUGAAACGAGCUCAGGAGAUCCAGUUGAAACUGGAGGCUGAGGCCAAAGCCAGGCAGGAGCAGAGGAGUAAGGAGUUAGAGGAGGCUAAGGAUGCAGAGGUGGCUGCUAAGGAAGCUGAGGAGGCUGAGAACCAGGCUAAGAGGGAGGCAGAAGAGGCUAUGGAGGCAGCCAAGAAGGCAAAAACAGCUGAAGAGAAGGAGGCUGCAGAAAAGGCCAGGAAAAAAGCAGAGGAAAAAGCUAAAGCUGAGCGAGAGUCUCGCAUCAGGAACAACCUCAAGGUCGCGGUGAAGUCCAAGGAGAAGAAGAAGUUGGAGUCGGCGAUUCAGGAGUUUAAGAAGGCGAAGCUGAAGGACACGGACGGAGACUUGGCCGCAGCAGAGAGGCUCAUUAAGAUGCACCAGGCUAAGGGAGCUCUUGUUGAUGCCAUGAAGAAGCGGAAACUGGCUGACCUGGAGAAGGCUGUAACAGCUGUGAAGAAGGGAGGGUUUGAAGUGGACAUGCCUGAAGAAAUGAUCCAGGCUAACAAACUCAUGGUUCGGUUGAAGAGACUGGAGAGACUACGUCAGGAGGUACAGAACCUGAAACAGUCCACAGUCGCAGAGAUCCGCAGUUACUCCAAACCCCCCGCCGCAGUGCACCAAGUCAUGAUCGCCACAUACCUGCUACUGGGCAACCCGGAGAAGGAGACCAAGAACUGGAAGCUAGUCCAGGCGCUGGUGGGUAAGACGGGGAAAGACGGUCUGAAGCGGCGAGUCCUGGAGUGUGAUCCCAUGAAGGUUCCGCCGGCGGCCGCGGCACGAGCCAAGGAGAUCCUGGAUCAGUUUGAUCUGGAUUCUGUCCGGGAUGUCAGUGGGGGGGCAGCAACCUUCUAUGUAUGGGCUGUUGGAGUUAUUGAGGAAGUAGAGGAAGAGAAAGAGAGAAGUCAGGACCAGGACUAACCAGUCUGUAACAAGAUGGAGACUGAGGGAUUCUUGUUGGCCAGCUUUGACCAGAGGAAAGAGCUUGUCAGGGACACUACAGCAUCAAGUAAUAGUACUGUCCUUCUAGGCUGAUUCUGUGUUUUCCAGUACAGCCAAACCUGUCCCUCUACCACCUGGCCAAUGUGACCCCUUCUUGGGGCUCACUUCCAUUAUCACAAAUGUGAAGAAUCCUGUUUAUAAUGACCACCUGUCCACAUAGACCAGG
Branchiostoma belcheri (Belcher's lancelet) is the source of this 2175-nucleotide messenger RNA. RefSeq names its product trichohyalin-like. Bases 195 to 1928 code for a protein of 577 amino acids. The transcript is spliced from 12 exons. Lineage: Eukaryota; Metazoa; Chordata; Leptocardii; Amphioxiformes; Branchiostomatidae. The record is from RefSeq and is a predicted model, not a curated record.